This is a messenger RNA of Prorocentrum cordatum, 2371 nucleotides long. The record is from the annotation of a GenBank genome assembly. NCBI's taxonomy places the organism in Eukaryota, Dinophyceae, Prorocentrales, Prorocentraceae.
GCGACGCGGGCGUCGAGCCGGCGGACUUCGUGGCCCUCAUCUUCCCUGUCGAUGGGGUGCCAAUGCUGAAAUGUCCAUCGCUGGCACGAAGUGGGUGAGUCAGCCAUUCCAAAGGCCCGCGCUGCUGACCCGCGACUGGUGGGGCUGCUUCUGCGCGCCGGCCCAGGGGCAGCAUCAUGUCGAGAUCGCGGAGGGCUCCACCACGUGGUUCUUGCCCGCACAUGUGCGGAGGCUGGCCGCUCAAGACUUCAUCAUCCGGGACGGGGACACGGAGAUGGCGGCGGUCACCGCCAACCCGUACGCGUUCAAAGCGGGGGAGCGGUGCUUGCCAGAGCACUUCCUUGGGCAGGCCGACGGUACCCUCCAGAACGCUUCCAUGGGGACAGUGCGAAGUGAAGCGCACGUAUCUUGCAUCUCGGACCCGCCCCAGGAGUUCCUCACCAUCCGAUGGGACGACAGUCACGUUGCGCGCAUCCGCCGUAAAGGGCGGACAGUGGCGCACGUUGCGAGGGACCAGUCCCAGUAUGCCAACGACACCUGGAACGUGUUUCAUGGCGAAUGCAGGACGGGGGGGUAUGCUGAGUUGGCGGCAUUUGCAGUCACACGGCAGAUGUGCGAUAAUAUCAGGCCGUUCAACGUGGCGAGGAGGGGAGGAGACGAGAAUCACACCGACUUGGUUGCCGAGACGUUCCGGUUGGGAUCCCACAACGACUUCAUGGAGUACGAGGUGAGGGUCAACAACGGCUGCGACAUUGCGCUUGUGCUCGCGGCGCUCGUGGCCAAGGAGCGUCAUCCGGCAGGCCGCAGCAGGGUGUCAGGGGGCGAUGGUAUCGGCUGGGUCGGGCGAGGGUCGCUCGCGGGCCGAGUGCAGCGGGACGGUCGCGCGAAGGACAGCGACAUGGACCGCACCACGAUGGAGGGCAUGCACCGUGCCGUCAGAGAGGUCAUCAACACCACCCGCUCCUGCGAGUGCGGGACGCUGCUGUGCCCGCCAGGGCGAAACUCAAACUCGGCGUACUUGAAGGGCAACCCGGAGGUGCGAGCAGGUUCCUCGAGAUCGAAUGGCUAUAGGCCGCCACAGGACUCGGGCCGGUUCAACCAGGCGGACGAGUUCGACGACUACGGGGAGGACGACAGAAGCAGGAUGAGGAACCCACGAGCCGACGACCCUGAAGAGGACCGCUACCACCGAGACCUCGCCGCGCAGCCGCGCGGCGGCCUCCGCCGCGGCCCUCCCCCGCGCGGCGGGCGGGGGCAGGCCCUGCCCUCGCCGCGCAACCCCCGGGCGGUGCGGCGGGCGGGCUCGUUCCAGGACGCCGAGCCGCUCUCGCGCGAUUUCGCCCUCGAGGGCGGGGCCAGCUCGUCGUCCGCGUCGAGGCGCGGCGGUGCCCAGGGCGGCGCGCCGGGGCAGGUGAAGGAUGCCGAGGUCGGCACCUGCCCUGUGGGCCACGUGUUGAAGCCUAUCAAGGCCAAGCUGGACGGCUACAUGUGCGACGUGUGCUUGAAGGAAUUCAAGCGCGGCGCCUCGCUGUACCACUGCGAGCCGUGCUCCUACGACAAGUGUGAGGACUGCCAUUCCUCCGCCAUCCGGAACAAUCGCCAGCAGCAGGUCUCGUACGAAGUCAGCGAUCUGCGCGGGAACCCGUCGGGAAAGGUGGGUACCUGCCCGCUGGGGCACCACCUGAAGCCCUUCGUCACAGACAUCAGCGGCUACCAGUGCAGCCACUGCAACAGGGAGUCCAUGCGGGGGAACAAGAUAUACCAGUGCGCGAGCUGCUCCUACGACAUGUGCGAGUCGUGCUACUUCCAUGGCAUCCAGCAGAUCUCCCUCACGAGGCCGAAGGCUACGAACUCCGUCACCUGCGGGGACUCGGAGCUCCCGAUCGUGGAGCUGAGGACGGGCGUGCAGCACUACCUCGACCGGCUCUACUGCCUCCGCGGCGUCCCCUCCGCCCUCCACGGCGCGCAGCUGGUGAAGACCCCGUGGCAAGCGGGAGGCAUGGACUUCCGCAUCAUGGUGGGCGACUGCACGGUCUGCGUGCUGCUUGCGCACGGGGCCAAGAGCGAUUACCCUUCCGGCGCGGACGAGCUGGAGAGCCAGCUCCGGAGGCUAAGUUUCUCGAAGGUGGUGCUCCACGAAAUGAGGACCGACUCCUUCCCGGGCUCGGGCGUCGACCUGUGGAGGCGCCCCGUGGAUUCCCGCAUCGUCCUGUCCAUCCGGACGAACUCCGACAUCGAAUUCAAUAUCUGCUUCAUCGACAGCGAGAUGGACGAUCAAGCCAUGGUGCGACUGCGAGACAACAGCGGCAUGUACGGAAAUCCCCAGGCCAGGUGCCAGGGCACGUCCAGGAGCGCUACCUGGAGCGGCUAG